CUCUAAGUCAUCUCUACUAUGACUUAGGAAAAUGAAGAAGCUUCACAUUACAAAAAAUGUUAAAUAUUAAACACUAGAAUAACCUGCAACUGACUCAAAGGAGUGUCAACAGUCCCCAGAAGUGGCCCCAAACCAAAGAAGUUAUCAGCUGUAACAGGAAGGCUGCACACCAAACUUAGACAUGUAACUCUUAGAGCUACAUGAUGAAAUCAGGCUGAAAACACUCGACACAGUAAACAGAAGUAGCUGAUCAAACGAUCAAAAACAGGAAACACAAGUGGCAAGUAGACAUUUAACUGCCCUCGUUAGACUGCUUAAUUUACUGGCCCUAUGAGUGAAGCACUCCCAAACCUGUAGAACCAGAUCCAACCACUGUAGACCUUCACAAACCACAGGCAGCAGUGCAACUGUUAAAGACUGUCAUGCAGUAGGAGGGUGAGGAGCAAGAAGAGAGGAGCGGCAGCAUUAUGAAGCUUCACAACAAUGAGUUCUAUAACGCAGUAAAGGAUGAAGACUUGGAACGUAUGGAGGGCUGCUCAAGAAAGUAUGGCAGCAACUGUCUCAUCCAGAUGCAACAGAGAUUACCAGGAGAAGUCCUCUGGAAGGGCUUUGCUGUCCUACCUCUUCAUCUGGCAGCAUCUAACAGAAGAAUGAAGAGUAUGCAGUUCCUGCUCUCUGCAGGGGCAGACCCUGAAAUGAGGAACCAGUAUGGUCAAACAACUCUACACAUGGUGAUCGCCAGUUGGCCAAACAUUUUUACUGGUUCGCCAAAACCAGGAUCCAAAUUCCCAACUGCUGUGAUCAGUGCACGGAGGCAGGCAGAGGCAUGUCUGCAGCUUCUCUGUGAGCAUGGUGUUAACGUCAAUGCAGAGGUGGAGGGAGAGGGUCACCAAAGAGCGCUCCACUUGUCAGUGCGCUUUGCAGCACAUUCUGCUGUCCAUAUUCUCUCCAGCUAUGGGGCUAAUGUUGAUGCUGUGGACGACAGCGGGAUGACCCCCUUGCAUAUGGCUGCUGGGAUGCUACGUAAAGACCAUAUUGUGAGCUUGAUCCAGGAGGGAGCUGAUGUAAACACGGGGGUGAAGCACUCUGAAAACACUCCUCUGCACCUUGCUGCCAUGACAGUCGCCAUGAGAACCAGUAAAACCCUGAAUGACGACAUUGGCUGCAUCUCUGCUCUGCUCGAGCAGGGAGCGGAGGUCAACGCGGAGAACAAAGCCGGUAUGACGCCCUUACAGCAAGCGUGCAGCAUGGGCAACGAGGAGCUGGUGGACCUGAUGCUGAGACACGGAGCCAACAUCAACAAGCUCAGCACAUCAGGGGAGAACUGUCUCUUCCUGUUCCUGAACCAAAGACAUAAUGUGCAGAACAACUCUCUGCUGGUUAAACUCCUCAGUCUGAUCUCCCCGCUCACUGUCUACGACCACAACAGCCUCCUGCCCUACACUCUGUCGCUGCCUUGUUUCUUCAGACAGAGGGACCAACUACUCACACUCAUUCAGCAGCCAAGGAGGCUGCAGGAUAUUUGCAAGUGUGACAUUUAUCUAAAAUAUGUUCAAGGGAACAGAGAAGGGCUGAGAGAAAUCCUGCCUGAGAAGAUGUAUGACUUUGUGUUCAACAACUGGGAGAAUUUAAACGACAUUUCCUUUGAGAUGGACGGUGAGCAGCACUUAUUUAAUGACCUUUUUGGCAUGUCUCCUAGUUGACACAUGUACAGGUUUGCAUUUGAUUCGAUGAGCCUCAAACCUACAAACACAUGCUGAUGAAAUAAAGUCUGCCAAGAGAACCUUACCUUAAGGUCUCUGUGUAUGAUUCCUCUAGAGUGAAUGUACUCCACUCCUUCAAGUAUACUCCUCAGCAGGCGGAGCGUGUGUUCAGCGUCAACACACCAAUAAGGCACUGAAAGUAGAAAUGUAUGAUGCAUUUACGCAACAAAUUUAAAUUUCCAGAAGUUAAGUCACUUUUAAAUGUAAAAUACACUUUCAUUACAUUAGCAGUUAUUUGUAAUUGACAGUAAACUGAUUGGCAGUCUAACGUUGUGUGCCUGCCUCUUGAGAUAACCUGUAUCAAUUAAUAAAUAUGUUCAAUAUUUA
Molecule: messenger RNA, 2090 nt
Organism: Notolabrus celidotus (New Zealand spotty)
Lineage: Eukaryota; Metazoa; Chordata; Actinopteri; Labriformes; Labridae
Product: ankyrin repeat domain-containing protein 61-like
Exons: 5
Coding region: 468-1703 (411 amino acids)
Cellular component (GO): cytoplasm; nucleus
Molecular function (GO): protein binding
Source: RefSeq, a predicted model, not a curated record